AAAUAACACAAAUUUUAUAUUAAUUUUGUAAUCCUUGAAAAUAAUAGGCAAUUUUCUAACCGAUUGUUUGCACAGCUUUUACCGGAGAUUGGUGGGAAUCCAAACAUUUUUAUGUUACUGAAGGCUUGUGAUAACAAUGGACCAAAGGACUGUGCUAUGAUACCAUUAAAUCACUGUUUACACACACCAGGGGGUCCAUUGAAGUAUUCUCUUGAAGGACAUCAAUUUGCUGUAUUUGGAUUUGUUCUUACCAACGAUUUAAGAUAUAUGGUUUCGAUUUCUACACGUUUCAUAACAUGGGAUUUGUCAACAUCUGAUCUACAGCGCGACGUUAAUCCAGGAAUUGAGGGAAUAAUGCAGCAACUUAUAUUGAGCCCAGACAAUAAAUGGGCAGCAGCAUAUUCAAACAAUAAUCAAACAGUGUUACUUAACAUGCUUUCAAGUGAAUUUGUAAUAAUUGAAAACCCAUUCGGCGACGGUGAAUGUGUCACAGGAGUUUUUCUACUAAAUCAAAACUUAUUUAUUCACACAAAACGUAAAUGGGCGUCUUUUGAUAUGCGAGGCAACUUCAUUGGGCGAUUUGAUGUCGUAGACGUGAAUGAUGAAUGGGAAAUCUUGAUGAUGCAUAUGUUCGAGCCAACUAUAUAUCAUAUCAUUUAUUGGUCUGGACAGAUUACCAGUGGCCGCUUAAGAAUUGAUUCAUUUUCGAAUGGUUCUCAAACGGAUCCGCUUCUCUAUUACAGCGUAUUAACAUCAAAUAGGCAAUGGGAUCGCCUGUUUUGUUGCACAAAACCAGACAAUUUUUCAGUUUCAGAAUAUGAAUAUCAUUAUAAUGAAGACAAAAAUGCAUAUAUUUGGAAACAUUUACAAGAUCUUGAUUCUUAUGAUAAUUACGAAAAAGAACAACUGCUACAGUUGAAGCUAGAUCAAGGUGAUCGUUUUUUGAUUGGCACUGCUGGAAAAGGAUUCAUUGUAUGGGAUUUUAAUGAAGAAAGUCGAAUCGGAGUUGGAGCAAUUUAUUUACCAUUGCCACACGGUGUAAGGAACAUUUCAACAAAGAUGAUGACAUCAAACUCUAUGAUGAUAAGUUCGAAACUUGAUUACUCUGUGGCUGGUGUUCGGAAAAAUUUAUAUAUUUGGUGUUUGCAAACCCGACAAUUGGUUAAAGUAUUGGAUGCCCAUUUUGGGCGAAUAAUACAGUUAGAAGCAUUGACCAUAGGCAAUUGGAAUUGUGCUAUUACAUCAUCGAUUGAUCGUUCUGUUAAG
Sitodiplosis mosellana (orange wheat blossom midge) is the source of this 1266-nucleotide messenger RNA. RefSeq lists its product as uncharacterized. Gene Ontology annotation, molecular function: protein binding. Lineage: Eukaryota; Metazoa; Arthropoda; Insecta; Diptera; Cecidomyiidae. The transcript has 6 exons. The record is from RefSeq and is a predicted model, not a curated record. The annotation marks the transcript as partial.